Molecule: messenger RNA, 1575 nt
Organism: Symbiodinium natans
Lineage: Eukaryota; Dinophyceae; Suessiales; Symbiodiniaceae
Source: the annotation of a GenBank genome assembly
AUGCGGAAGCCUUGUAUGCUUACAGGUCAGUCCGCUUUCCUGAGAUGCGCCAUGUCGCCCUUCCGGCUUGCGCUGGUACCGGCUCUGAUUGCUGCCAACCAGCUGAGCAACGAGACUGCGCGUGAGAAGGACGAAACGUGUGCCCUUCAAAAGCAGGCCGUAGCUGGGCAGCCGGCCAACUCCUCGGUGGCGUUGUUGGAAACCUCAUUCAGCAACCAGCAGGUGUGCGAAUUACUUGGCGGCAUCUACAAACAAGACAAGUGUGGGCCUCGGGCGUGUGGCUCACUCGGGGGCAGCGGUUGUGGAGGUCGUGGUGACGGCUGCUGCUUGUCCCAUUACACUAGCAAACCCAAGUGCCAAGAUGCAUGCGCUCCACCUUGCGUCUGGGACGGUUCGGCAGCGAAUACCUACAAGAAGUGUUUUUGUGGAUCAUCUGGCUCCUUCACGUCUGUCAAGUACCCCAGCGCAAGUGCCACCAUCUCGGGGUGCUCUUAUCAGGUCAAUAACGACUUGAAGGCAUAUGCUUGGCUGCAUGAACACACGAACUGCGGAGGUCAAAACUACCGAACCCCUUGGGAUCCAGCCGAGUCCAGUGGUGUUCAUGGUGGAAACCUCAAUCACCGGAGACGUAGAAUAAUGAACGACAAGACAUCCUCCGUGGAGGUUUGUGUGGACACCAAAAGCGGCGUCCUCGCAUCUGUGAACCUCUUCGAGCACUACAACUUCAAGGGCCGUAGGUUGACCUUGAUCUGCGAUCCCACCCACUUUAUGUCGCAGACCAGCCAGGAGUGUGCCGUGCCUAGCCCAGACCAAGUAGGCUUUGGCAGCGGGGAUGUGGACCCCUUUGGGAUUGUCCUUUGGACUGUUGGCACUGCCACCUCAGUUGCCCUCAAUGCUGGGUUCGCAGCCUUCACCAGUAUUGUUGCAGCGUUUUCAAUCAAACUCGCAAUCGCAGCCGCGCUGGGGGCUGUAGCGUUUGGUGGUAUUGUGGUCGCAGUCAUGGGCGCCGUAGCCUUGGCAGUGGUGCUUGCCUGGAAUGCAGCCAAUGAUGGAACCCGCUACUGUUGUUCCUGGAACCUGAACGGAGAGUUGGGUGAGUUCAACGACCAAAUCUCUUCCUACAUGGCCUUUCCAGUUUCUGUGCCCAUGCGAAUGGAAAACAAGGACAGUCGGUGGUGUCUCACAGGUGCCGGCAGUCAGCAACGCACUGCUAACGGAAACACCUGGGCUGCCAAUGAAGUCUACGAAGCCAGUUGCUCAGGCACAGACAGGGAGAAGUGGUACUGGACCGACGAUGGGCUACUGAUCAAUUUUGACUCUGGCAAGUGUCUCGACAACAGCCUUGGCGGCGCCUUCCCGGUGAAUGAUGUUUACGAGUAUCGCUGCACUGGAGGAGACAACCAGAUAUGGAAAAGGCUAACCGAUGGCCGCUUCGAAAACAAGAAAACCGGCCUCUGUUUGGAUGCCAGUCGUGGUGGCUCCUUUCCCAGGCGCGAUGUCUAUGCCUAUCCCUGCACCCGUCGCCGGCGCCGUGGUGCAGGCCAUAACAAUCAGUGGUGGAUGAAGGGCUACUGA